Molecule: messenger RNA, 908 nt
Organism: Beta vulgaris subsp. vulgaris (sugar beet)
Lineage: Eukaryota; Viridiplantae; Streptophyta; Magnoliopsida; Caryophyllales; Amaranthaceae
Exons: 1
Coding region: 139-753 (204 amino acids)
Source: RefSeq, a predicted model, not a curated record
CACUCAACGCGUACAAUUCACAACACGCGAAGUCAAAAAUUCCACAGUAGAUUACCUUCUUCUACUUCUCGCACCACCGCACAAAAACUCUCAUUUUUCCCCCAAAUCUUUUUUCUCUUUUCUCUCUCCUCUUCUCCAAUGGCGUCGUCAAUCUCCCUCCUCCUCCCAAUUUUCUCUCUCUUCCUCCUCUCACUUUCUCUCUCCUCCGUUUCCGCUCGACCAGGCCGUCCUUUCCACCCCUGCAACACCCUCGUUGUUUCCACCUUCUCUUUUUCUUUCCUCCCUCAAAACCCUAACCCUAACCCUAAUUUCUCUUUCCGCCAUAAUCGCCCCCAAUUCAUAGUCGUUUCCGCCGAUCUCCACCCUCACCACCACUUCCGUCACCGCCGAUUUCUCCCUCUUAUGGUCGAUCGCUUUCCAACGGUCGAAAAAGCUCAAGAAACUUCCGAGUUUUUACCGUUAGGGUUCAGCUCCUUGAGGGAUAGAACUAAGGAUAUUCUUAGCGUUGUUGCUUCUCUUCUAUUUGGUGCUGCUUGUGGGGCCCUUACUGCUGGUACAAUGUACCUUAUUUGGUCCAUGUUUAAUCAUCGUAAUGGAUCUUACCGAAAUUUGGAUGGUUUUGAGAGCGAUGACGACGACAACGAUGAUGGUGAUGAUAUAUUUAACCCGAAGAAGACGGGGUAUGUUGCCAUUCCUGCUGCUCCUGCUAAGGCUGUUGAUUCGAUUCCCGCUCCGGUGAAGGAGGCCGUGUAAUGUGGGGUAAUGAGGAAUUUGUUUCGUGUUUUUUCGUUUUUAGUAUGUAAUCUAAUGAAUGAGCAUAAUAUGGUGGGAUUUAAUUCACUGCUGCUGAUGAUAUCUUGAAUGAUAAUGCUUAUAUCUUGUUAUAUAAUAUAAUGUUAUUAUUGUUA